AUGCAUCUUUUCCAUGGUCAAGAUUCCUCAGAUGAACUAGAAUUUGCAUCAUCAGACAAGUCAGAUACACAUUUAUUGAAAGAUGAAGAUAUUAUGUUUGAUGAAUCUUUGCUACUAGAGGAGAAAGAAGAUUGGGAUCUGUUUAGUGAAAUAGCAGCCUGCUAUCAGAGCAAAACAAAGAUGGACAUCCUGAAAUGCCAAAUCAAUGACCCAUUAAAAUGCAUUGAUUCUGGUUCUGCCUGCUUCCUAAGUCCAGCCAGAGACAGAUGCUCUUCGGAGUCAAGUGUAUGUCUCAGUUCUAGGCAUUCUGCCCAAGAUCAUGAACCAGUUGCUCAUCAGUCUAGCUGUGAUGCCACCAUAAUACACAAUAUUGAUUACAUAAAUCAGCUGAAACAACUGCAGCUGGAAAAUCAGAAAUUAGUAAAUGAGGAACUUAGCUCUAGCAUGAAACACACCCGACAUGCUUUUUGGAGGUCAACUCAGGCAUGUACAAUAAUGAAGGAUGGGAAUGCUCAAAAGAAAUAUGGUUCCAGCAGGUCCAGCUUUUCAAGCCUUUCUUCUGCUACCACCUCUCCUUCUGUUUCUUCCUUAAGUUCCUUGGAUAGUGCAUUCUCUUACUGUUCAGAAUCCUCUGUAUUCAGUCCAAAUGAUGUCACUUCUCUGCCUUUUAUGUUUGGGACAUCAGCCAGAUUGCACACACUUUCCCCAGAAAUUACCAAAAAGAAACUGAGAGAGUGGCAAAUACCUAUCACUACACUCUUUGGUGGCAACUCUUGCGAUAUUGACUCUUGGGAAAUGCAAUGGGAAUUCGAUAGUACAGCGAGAGAGAGUGACAAAGUCAGAGCUGAAGGCCCAGUUCAUAGUGACAAUUGGGGGGUAUGUUUGGACAAGAAAUCAAAACAAAAUGUUUAUUUCCCAGUACAAGCCAAGGAAAUUGUAAAAGAAUCCUCCGCAGCUGAAGCUGGUCAAGCAAAUAGUAAUUGUGUCCACAAAGAAACCUCUGUCAAACACAUUGACAUUCGAAGGCAGGAGUCCGCCAAUGAUAAUGGUCUUCAGUGCUCAAAAGUUACUUAUUUUAUGUCUCCUAAUAUCAUGUCACUCAAAAGUCUGAGUUACCAAAACCUAAGCAUUGAUUAUAGUAGCUCAGUUUCCCAAAGCGCAAAAUUCCAAAUUCCACAGACUGUGUUCUAUGGUCAAAACACACCACUAAUAUGUAAUUCUUUGUCCAGGAAGCAACACCCAGAAAUGGAAAAACUUUGCUUGCAGACUUCACUCAAACAUGAUAAGACAUAUGAGUAUCUUUCUGCAGUUGUCAGAAAUAAGGAGAUCAUAAAUAAAGAGCAGAAGUUAAAAGAACCACAAACAGAGGAGACCACCAAAGACAAUGCACAUACCAAAAGCCAUACUAAGACCAUAUCUUCCUUCAGCCAGAAUAUCCGUAUAACUUUACCAUCUUCUGUCAAGAAUAGUGUGAGGGAUUAUUUCAAGCAUACUGAUGCUAAGCCUUCCAGUAAUUUACAAGAGGUGACUAUGAAAAAUGAUCUGAUCCAGAAUAAAACUGAGAUCUGUAAUUUAGAGAAUAUAGAAGACUCCAGGGAGACAAAGGAGUGCAGCUGUUUGCUAGAGGAAUCAUUUGUGUAA
Molecule: messenger RNA, 1641 nt
Organism: Bufo bufo (common toad)
Lineage: Eukaryota; Metazoa; Chordata; Amphibia; Anura; Bufonidae
Exons: 1
Coding region: 1-1641 (546 amino acids)
Source: RefSeq, a predicted model, not a curated record